AUGCGCUAUUCACACUUCCUCCUCCUUUUUACACCCCCUCUCGCCUUGGGCAAACUAUGUCUCAUCCAAGGACCUGCCUUCCCAGCCCCUAAGGAAGUAGCCAGCCGCUCAUCUUUCAUACAAGCAAAGAACCUGCUGCUCAAUACUCUCGACAAGGCAGUCCAUAUAUCAAAUGCAGGUGAAGUAUCAGGUGUCGACCCGGCCUCAAUUUCGUUCAGUCUCCAGGUCUUCAACACAAAGAACGAUCAACCACUGCUUGAAUACUACCAUACCGCACCCUCCAUUCAGAAUAGUACGGUAGGGGUGAGAAAGGUUGACGAGGACACUGUAUUUCGAAUCGGCAGCGUAUCUAAGCUAUGGACGGUCUUGCUGCUCCUGAUUGAGAAGGGCGAUGCGUCCUUCAGCGAGCCUGUUGCCAAAUAUGUCCCGGAGCUGCGCGAUGCAGCAAAACAGCUCAGGCAUAACGCCACCAUGCGAGGUGAUAAGAUUGACCAUCUCCGCUGGGAUGAAGUCACAAUAGGGGAGUUAGCAAGUCAUAUGGCUGGGAUUAUCAGAGAGUAUGCCUCUGUCGAUAUUGCAGCCCUCUCUGCUUCAACGCCCGAGGGAUUCCCUGGGCUUCCAAAGUCUGAUAUACCACCGUGUGGUACGAAGGCUGCAUGCACUCGGUCUGAAUUCUUCGAUGGCAUCCUAAAAAGCCAUCCGAUACUCUACACUAGCUCGACACCUAUCUACUCUAACCCCAGCUUUCAGAUCCUCGGGUAUGCCCUCGAAGCCAUGACAAACCAAACCUACCAGUCUCUCCUCCAAAGGGACUUGAUAAAUCCCCUCGGUCUAUCGCGGUCGAGCUACGGCAAGCCAGAAGACGAUAUAGCUAUCAUUCCAGGACCCGCCACAAGCAGCUUCUAUGGUGUAGACGCCGGCGGCGAGACCGCCGCGGGUGGCCUCUACUCAUCAGCCAGAGAUAUGUCAACCAUCGGUCGAGCAAUCCUGAACGGCACUCUCCUCCGUCCUUCCCUAACAAGACGAUGGAUGAAGCCCCGCGCUCACACCUCCAGCCUUGAAGUCUCCGUCGGUGCUCCAUGGGAAAUCUACAAAUUGACCAGCCCCCGACUGAUCGACUUAUAUACCAAAUCAGGGGACCUGGGCAUGUACUCCUCCAUGCUUGCCCUAUCCCCAGAGCACAGCCUCGGCUUCACAAUCCUCGCCGCAGGCGAAUCGACCACCCAAGCCGUCGCCCUCAUAACAGACCUAACCAUCAACACACUGAUCCCAGCGCUCGAAAACGCAGCCAGAGAGGAGGCCAAGACACAGUUCGCAGGCGAGUACUCUUCCGGGAAUGCGUCCAUCAAAAUCACCACGGACGACCAACCCGGCUUGAAGGUUAUCGAAUGGACCAAUGAGUCUGUGGAUAUGAUGCAGCUCCUAGUUGCGAAUCUGGGGUUGCAAAAUGCCUCGCAUCUCAGCGUUCGUUUGUAUCCCUCUGGACUGACGGCACAGGGGCGGGUUGGCUUCCGGGCUGUCUUCCAGGAUGUUUCUGAGGGGGAUAAGGGAAUUGGGCCUGUUACGCGGGCUUGCACUACUUGGACUUCUGUGGAUAGUAUUAUAUAUGGGAAUGUGGGUGCUGAUGAGUUUGUGUUUAGGGUUGAUGGGCGUGGGAGGGCUGUGAGUGUUUCUCCGAGGGCUUUGCGUGUUGAGAUCCCUAGGGUUGGUGAGUAA
Molecule: messenger RNA, 1716 nt
Organism: Aspergillus bombycis
Lineage: Eukaryota; Fungi; Ascomycota; Eurotiomycetes; Eurotiales; Aspergillaceae
Product: serine hydrolase domain-containing protein
Exons: 4
Coding region: 1-1716 (571 amino acids)
Source: RefSeq, a predicted model, not a curated record